ACGGUUAUUUUUAAGCGUAGUGCUAUGUUUGCUAAUGCAUCAAACGUAAUUACAAUCAUGUUUCCUUUGAAUAAGCGUAAUUUGGAGAGCUAGUAUCACCACGCUUUCGUCUUGUUAGAGAGCGAGCCUGCACUGGUCACCAUCACUUCGGACACAGACAGACCGAAUAUGUCAGCUCAAAUCAUAAGCGGGAAAGAAGUUUCAGCGCAAGUGAGGGAGCAACUGAAGAAAGAUGUGGAGCAAAUGAAACUCAAAGAUCCCAACUUCAGGCCCGGCCUGGUUGUUUUACAGGUUGGAGGUCGUGAAGAUUCCAAUCUGUACAUCAGCAUGAAGCUGAAGGCAGCAGCAGAGAUUGGAAUAAAUGCAAUACAUCUGAAACUUCCAAAGACUGCAACUGAAGAAGAGGUCCUUCAUAGCAUCAGGGAAGUGAAUGAGAAUUCAUCAGUCCACGGUCUCAUAGUGCAGCUGCCUUUAGAUUCGAUCCACAAGAUCAACACAGAAAAGGUCACAAAUGCCGUUGCACCAGAGAAAGAUGUGGAUGGGCUGACCAGCAUAAACGCAGGGAAGCUUUCUCGUGGAGAUCUGGGCGACUGUUUCAUCCCUUGCACACCAAAUGGCUGCAUGGAGCUGAUCAGACAGACAGGUGUGUCUGUGGCAGGGAAAAGAGCUGUGGUGAUUGGUCGCAGUAAGAUUGUGGGUGCGCCCAUGCAUGAUCUGCUGCUGUGGAAUCAUGCUACCGUCACCACCUGUCACUCUAAGACUGCAGAUCUGGCCGGAGAGGUGGGUAAAGCAGACAUCCUGGUUGUUGGCAUGGGGAAAGCAGAGAUGGUGAAAGGAGAGUGGAUCAAGAAGGGAGCGGUGGUCAUCGACUGUGGGAUAAAUUAUGUUCCAGAUGAGACCAAGUCUAGUGGGAAGCGUGUGGUCGGCGAUGUACACUUUGCCUCAGCCAAAGAGCAGGCGGGCUUCAUCACCCCUGUGCCUGGAGGAGUGGGACCAAUGACUGUGGCCAUGCUGAUGGGGAAUACGGUGUUGAGUGCAAAGCGAUUCCUUGAGAGCCAUCAGGCUGGGAAGUGGGACAUUUCUUACACCAAGCUCAGCCUUCAAAAGCCUGUACCAAGUGACAUAGUGAUUUCUCGCUCCUGCAUUCCGAAGCCAAUUGAUCGUCUGGCCAGAGAGGUAGGCCUGCUUUCUGAUGAAGUGGAGUUUUACGGAAAAACUAAGGCCAAAGUCCAGCUGAGCAUUAUCAAACGACUGCAGUCCCAGCUGGAUGGGAAAUAUGUGGUGGUCACAGGUAUUACGCCCACCCCACUGGGUGAAGGUAAGAGCACCACAACAAUCGGCCUGGUUCAGGCCCUGGGAGCCCAGCUGAAGCUUAAUGUGUUUGCCUGUGUCCGCCAGCCUUCUCAGGGACCAACCUUUGGCAUUAAAGGUGGUGCUGCAGGUGGUGGAUAUUCUCAAGUCAUUCCGAUGGAGGAGUUUAACCUCCAUCUCACUGGAGACAUCCAUGCCAUCACAGCUGCCAACAACUUGGUAGCCGCUGCAGUCGAUGCACGCAUGUUUCAUGAGGCAACGCAGUCUGACAAGGCUCUAUAUAAUCGCUUGGUCCCACUCAGUGGAGGGCAGAGGACGUUCUCCCCAGUCCAGAUCAACAGACUGAAAAAAUUGGGUAUAGAGAAGACUGAUCCUUCAACUCUCACUGAUGAAGAGAUCACUCGCUUUGCACGCUUGGAUAUUGACCCAAGCUCUGUAACCUGGCAAAGAGUGUUGGACACAAAUGAUCGGUUCCUGAGGAAGAUCACCAUUGGCCAGUCGCCAACCGAAAAGGGUUACACAAGAGAGGCUCAGUUUGACAUCACAGUUGCGAGUGAGAUAAUGGCGGUCCUCGCCCUCACCAGCAGCCUGGAGGACAUGCGACAGCGCCUGGCCAAGAUGGUCGUAGCCACCAGCCGCAGAGGAGAUCCGGUCACCACCGAGGAUCUGGGAGUCAGUGGAGCUCUCACUGUGCUGAUGAAAGAUGCCAUCAAACCAAACCUGAUGCAGACACUGGAGGGAACGCCUGUUUUUGUGCAUGCUGGCCCAUUUGCCAACAUCGCCCAUGGAAACUCAUCCAUCCUGGCUGAUAAAAUUGCUCUGAAGCUGGUUGGACCUGAGGGCUUUGUUGUGACAGAGGCUGGUUUUGGUGCUGAUAUUGGCAUGGAGAAGUUCUUUAACAUCAAGUGCCGCUACUCGGGCCUGAGGCCCCAUGUGGUAGUACUGGUGGCCACGGUCCGAGCCCUGAAGAUGCACGGAGGAGGACCAACAGUUACAGCUGGGAUGCCACUGCCAAAGGAAUACGUGGAGGAGAACCUUGAACUUCUGAAGAAUGGCUGCAGCAACAUGAGGAAACAAAUAGAAAAUGCCAAACAUUUUGGCGUGCCGGUUGUGGUGGCUGUCAAUGGUUUCAAGACAGACACUCAGGCUGAGCUCGACUUGGUCUGUAGCAUGGCCAAAGCUGCUGGAGCCUUCGAUGCUGUGCGCUGCUCCCACUGGGCUGAAGGUGGCGCUGGUGCUGUGGCCCUAGGACAGGCUGUUCAGAGGGCCAGCGAGGCUCCCAGCAACUUCAAGUUCCUCUAUGAUUUGGAUCUCCCAAUUAGUGAAAAGAUUCGAAUAAUUGCUCAGAAGAUCUACGGAGCAGAUGACAUUGAACUUCUCCCGGAGGCCCAACACAAGGUGGAGCUCUACACCAAGCAGGGCUUUGGAAAUCUUCCCAUUUGCAUGGCCAAGACACACCUGUCCCUCUCUCACGAGGCUGAGAAGAAGGGCGUGCCGAAAGGUUUCGUCCUGCCCAUUCGAGACAUCCGAGCGAGCGUUGGCGCAGGCUUUCUUUUCCCAUUGGUUGGCACGAUGCCUACAAUCCCAGGUCUGCCCACCCGGCCUUGUUUCUAUGAUAUUGACUUGGACCCUGAGACCGAACAGGUCAAUGGACUUUUCUGAAGAAAAUCCAUCCUCUCUAUAUGACUGAGAGCCCAUAGAAACACCCAUCAAACCCCACAGAGCCUUAAUAAACACUGGACGAGUUCUAACCUGAGGCGCCUCAAGCUGCUUCCAUCCUGUCGUGUGAUUGAGCGUCUUUUUCCUGGAAGAUGCUUACAUGAAUUGCCGAUUCAAGGAAUAUCAUUUCAGAACGAUUUUUUCUGCAAUUACAAAACAGUAAUUUCAGAGCAACUAGUACCUGGUCUGUGAUGGACCUUUUUGCUGGAACAAAUAAUCAUAUGGACAUUUUUCAUUAGAUUAUUUUUGCCUAAUCUAACACAUUUCAUAUCUUAGAACUCCUAAAUCAAGAAACACAACCUUUCAAUCCUUACAUUAGCUCUCUGUUUAUAUUUGUUAACACUACAUCGAAGGCGAGUUCUCUAGUUUCUUUUUAUUAAAGAGUAAUUGUCUCUUUUUUAAAAAAAAUAUACUGUACUUGCCAUUUAAAUCCUAAAUGUAAAUGUGAAACUGUCUUUAAAGACUUUAUGUCUAGUAAAUUUGUUGAUAUGAGCAAAUUGGUUUUUUGUUGGCUGUAAAUUUUUUCACUAAGCUGACUAUCAGUUUGUAUUUGAUACUGUUAUUUAAUUUUUUUUUAUUAAGCUGGGGAUGCAUUUACUAAACCCUCUGAUAAUAGUAGCAAAUACAAUACAAUUUUAUUAUGUAUUUAUUACAAUAUAUAACAAUAGGCUGGUAUCACGUGACACUGAUUCAUUGGCAUUUUCAUUCAUUUGAGACUGCUGCCAUGUUUCCUGUAGGUAUUCAGUACAAUACAAUUUAAAAAAAGAAAAUAUUACUUUUUAUGAGUGUUUUACAAACGUUAUCAUUCCCUACCAGAACAAAACUUUGGAUACACCUGUCAUUGCCUCGAGGCGUUCAUACGAAACAAACGUAGGUCUGAAAAGUGACCGUCAGGUGAUGUAGCUAGUACAGAUAAAUCUAUCUCUGACAGACAAUGGGAACUCCUUCCUGACACACCCAAUACUGUGCAGCCUUAAUUUCCAGAACUGCAUGCGAGUUAACAGAAAAAAAGAGAACUCGCACGCAGCGCUUCAACCCAUUCCACACUUGCAAAGGCGUUACAAAAUGCCUUUGCAAGUCAUUCCAGUCCAAAUAUGAAGAUACAGUCAAGCAAAGAUAAUUAGUAGCCAACAGUUGCCUUAUUUUUCACACAUGCACAAACUUGAUUCCGCUGCUGACAUCAUUGUUAUUGUUCAACUUCUAGUUUUGUGGGUGGUGCUCUUUGAUGAAAAGGAGCUACAGCAUUAGAAAACAGGUUUGAUUGCACAAGUUAUGAUUGUAAUUUUGAGUGAGAUGCGGUUUUCUGUGCCAUGUAAAGAAUUUGUUACAUUUCUCAUUUGAAUUUAGAGAUAAAAACCGUUGACAUUGUGACUCAUGCAUAUAUUGUAGCUGUGGGGAUAGGUUUACUCUCUUCACCUCUCUUCAGGUGAACAUCAACAAGUCUUUUGCAGCCAGAACUUGUCUUGCUGAAGAACAGAAUGUCCACAGCAGGACGGUGCCACAUCCAGGUUUCAUAUUUGAAUGAUGGAUAGAUUCUCCAUAGAUCCGGUUGGAAAACUGCAAGCAGGAUUUUGUAUGAAUUUCUUUAAGAACUAGUUUUUGCCUUUGUUGUUAAUUGUGAUUAUUAUCCACUUGCAGUUAAAAACAUAACUGGGAUUACAAUAUUGCAUCAGACCAAUAAAAAGCAUGGAGAUGUGGGUUUAAUGAAAACUACCUGCUUAAACAUUGUUAAUUUCUAAAAGUGCUUUUAAUCUGACCAACUAGGAGGCAUAUUCUAAUUUAUUUAAUGUGUCUGAACAGCCCUGAUAAAAGUAUUGAAGUUUACUUGCAUGACAACUUCUAAAAAAAUGUAAGGGAUAUGAAUAUUUUUGCUGUAGACAAAACCACACAUUUGAGUUAAAUUCCGGAAGCAGAUAUGUCUGGCUUGCAAACCUGUCCAAGAUGAAAACUAAUCAGUUCCCUCAUUGUAGGUUUGGUUAUUAUUAUUAUUACCAUUAUCACACAGCUUUUCUUGUUUUCUACUCAUUCAUAAACAAAAAAACACCAGAUGCAUACAAAUAGUCACACUUUUUUUCACAGAAUUAUCUUUUCUUGUUUUUCUUACAUUGACAUUAGUGAUUACAUCUUUUGCCUAGAGAAUAUUUUUCAUAUGUAAGCUUUAUUUUAGUUUCAUU
Molecule: messenger RNA, 5204 nt
Organism: Poeciliopsis prolifica (blackstripe livebearer)
Lineage: Eukaryota; Metazoa; Chordata; Actinopteri; Cyprinodontiformes; Poeciliidae
Gene: mthfd1b
Product: methylenetetrahydrofolate dehydrogenase (NADP+ dependent) 1b
Exons: 28
Coding region: 169-2973 (934 amino acids)
Biological process (GO): tetrahydrofolate interconversion
Cellular component (GO): cytosol
Molecular function (GO): formate-tetrahydrofolate ligase activity; methylenetetrahydrofolate dehydrogenase (NADP+) activity; methenyltetrahydrofolate cyclohydrolase activity
Source: RefSeq, a predicted model, not a curated record